Messenger RNA from Vicia villosa (hairy vetch), 869 nucleotides. RefSeq lists its product as uncharacterized. Lineage: Eukaryota; Viridiplantae; Streptophyta; Magnoliopsida; Fabales; Fabaceae. The coding region runs from base 118 to 720 and encodes 200 amino acids. The record is from RefSeq and is a predicted model, not a curated record. The transcript has a single exon.
AAACUAUCAUUCUUGCUUCCACAUGAAAACCACUUUCUCUCAUUGAUUUAUACUCAAGUUUUCUAGUUCUAUACCUCACAACACUAAGCAAACAACAAGAAAAUCUAACCUUCCAAUAUGGAGAUGAAGAAGAGUGAAUGUGAGAGAGAAACCAAAGAAGAAGAGUUCAAGGAAGAUAGUAUACAAACUAUAAUGUUCACAUUAGGUACAUUUCUUGUAAUGAUUUGUCUAAAGGGUUUCUUAGUUGAAAAAUGGCGUUCUUAUGUGUUUAUAAUUCUCAAUGUGAUUUUAUUAGCCAUUCUUUACAUGUCAAUGAAUCCAAAUUAUUGUAGUAGUAGAAAUUUAGAUAAUGAAAGCAAUGUUGAAGAUGUCAAAAAUGAUGACAAAGAGAAGAAAAGGGUAUGUGAGAUUUCUCAAGAAAUUGAAGAAGAUAAAGAAUGUCACAAAAAACAAUGUUGGAAUAGUACUAGUACCAUUCAUCAUGUUCAUCAUGUUGAUGUUGAGAAUAAGAUUGAUGAAAAUGAGAUUGAUGAGAUUGAUGAGGAUGAAGAAGAAGAUGAACAUGUGGAAGUGUUGUCGAAGGAAGAAUUGAAUGAAAGAGUUGAAGCAUUCAUAGCUAUGUUUAGGAGACAUUUGAUUUCAGAUGAUAAACAAGGUGAGAAUUUUAGGCACCAAAAAACAUCAAAUUUGACAACAAAGAUUCAAGUUUCUUGUUGUUGAGACUUAUUAGGUUCUAAAGAGAGAGCUAGAAUUUUUUGUUUUAUUUUUAUUUGUUAUUUUGGUCUAAUUGAUUAAGGAUGUUUUCUUGGUACUACAUUGUUUGGAUUGAUGCAAUUUGUAGUAGACAUAUUCUUUACAUUAUUAAUUAU